UCAAUAACCAAGCAGGCUAGCCAGCUAAGUAAAACAUUCUAGAAUUAGCAGGCUAGCUAGCUAACAUGUAGUAUCUAGCUAACGUUACCCAUUAACUUGAAAUCAUCCUUGUCGCCUCUGUGGUGCAAAGGAUGGUAUUAUAUUGAUGGUAAUUAACGUUACUUCUGCAUGCAUGUUAGCUAGCAAACAGGCGACGUAGUCAAGUGGUUUCACUAAUUCCCUUUUUUGGAUUAAAACUAUAAAAUAGCAAAUUUGAUAUUGAUAUCGAUAACGCUCUUUGUAUGAGGGUUCUUAGGUUAGCUUUGCUACAUAUAGUUUGCAGGCUGGUUAUUGUAAUAAGCCUAACACUAAUAAGACACGAUCACACAUACAGCAAUCCUCAACGUUUUUAAUAUUUAGCCAGUUAGCAACACUAAUCUUUAUCAUAUAUAUAUCUAUAGGUAUAUUUAAAGUCAAAAAUUGACUGUGUAUGAGCUCCAGAUAGCAAGCCGCAGCAGGAGUCUUGUGACAGUCGAGCCCUAUUGAAUAGAGAUACCUGCAGAUGUGCGCUUUGAGGUGGCAGGGCAUCGAGAGAAUCCUGCAGUUGUGAAGUCGAAGAAGAUGCUAUGAAUUGUGUGCAAUGGAGGUGACCACGGAUUCGAAGGUGUUCCCCAACACCCAACCGCGUUUUCGAGGCUACUAUGCGUUUAUUCUGGGAUCUGUGGUGCUAGUUUCUGUGACGACAGCGAGUUCCCCUGUAGUCGAUGGACCUCUGUGGUCCUCAAAUAUGUCAGAGGAGAGUCACAGUGAGGCACCCAGAAGGACAGAUUCCCGUGCUGCCUUAUCAAGGUCAGGCACUGAAGCCUCAGGGCCUCUAGGCCUUAUUCUAACAGCAGCACUUACUUCCUUGCCUGAAGCUGCAGGAAAAUACAGCAACAGCACCGAAAGGACUUCGCCCGCUGAGUGGGGUCUCUCACAAUCUCUAGGCACCAAAGUGUCGACCUCCACAGACUCCUCGCUCCCCGACUUGGAACCUCACUCCACCACCCCUCUUGGCACCUCUGUGUUGGGGGGGUGGUCCUGGGGUUUGCCCUGGUUCCCCGUCAGACCCGUGCGGGACCUGACUUCGGCCCCACCCAAACUGUUGCCCAGCAGGUGGCUGCCGAAUCCAAACCUGAGGCCGUACAUCCGCCGGGGUUCCCUGUCCUCAUCCCUGGAGCCGGAGACAAUGUUGGGCCACCACCUUUCGCUGUCACAGCUCAACAUAUCUGCAGCCCCCGUGUCAGAUUCCAUUCACUCAGUGGCCGAACCUUCUGGGCUCUCCAUCCCUAAAUCUCUCCAGAGAACUCAAGGGUCUGGCCCCCUUGAGCAGCACAACACUUCCAGGUUCACCACAGUGGGUAUUGUACGAUCAGCUCUUCAGGAACCUGCCUCCUCCCUGGGGCUCCCUAAUAGUAGCCCUCCUGCAGGCCAAGCCAGCUCUGCUGCUGACUACAGUGUCUCUCAAAGGCGUGGAGGCUCCCUUGCAAGUCUUCCCUUGAGGCAGUCUAGGAGAUCCGAAGAUUGGGACCACCUGCAGGCCAGCAGGGUCUCAACUGUCAGUGACGCGGCUCAGGGUAUUCACCUGCUCUUAAAACUUCCUGAGGUUGUGACCCCUAGCUACGUGCCCUUUAGACCCUACACCUUGUCCACCCUGCCCAAACUGACAGUGAUCUCCCCCGGGGACCUCUCCCCAGCAAGCAUAGCAGAGGCUGACUGGGGCUCCGGGGACUACCUGGAGACCAUAUCCUUCAUGCACUCAGAAGGGGACGACUUCUCGCUGGUCACCAGGCUGCCCACCGAGGUGUAUGAGUGGGAGGACUCUGGUACAGAGGUGUACGACACCUCUUUCCCCUCCAGGGUGGUGCCCACUCUGUCCACCAUGCACAUCUCCAGCUCUCCCACCUUCACGACGGUCUACAGUUCCAGCCUCCGAACUGCCCACCCGGGCUCCGCCCACCCGGCUCCCAGCAGCCCCACACCAGAGUCACCCUUGCCCUUUCAGCAUAGCCUAGCCGAUGAAGGCUCUGAGCUGGACUGGGCCAACACCUUCCCAGUUGAGCCGACAGGGAUCCUGCUGCCGGACAUGAACAGCCUGGAGUACUACACCACCCUUCUGGCCAAGGGGAACAGCAGCACACCCAAGCACAGGGGCAACCGGACCACCUCCAGACCCGUUCCCCACAUGCCCCUGGGGACCACCCACAUCAUGCCCACCCGGCCUCUCACCCUGGACCCUGGUCGCAUGCAGACCACUUCUGCCAGCAGCUCUGAGGCACCUCUCAUGGUUACCUUGGGUGCAGGAGUCCUUGAUGUGAUCACAACCGAAUCCCAGGGCUCUGGGAGGCUUCACCUGGUGAGCGCUUUGACGCAUACACUGGAGCCUUCAGUGUCCCUCACCCUCUCUAUUGCCAUCUCAACCUUGUUGAGAAGUCAGGUCUCUGCCACGCCCACCCUAUUACCAGUGGCAACCAGCAGCUCAGCUGUCCCUCAGCCCUCUGCCACCCGGAAUCCUGGUGUCACCCGCCCAUCCUCGGGGAUAACUACCCAGUGGGUCAUCUUCCCAACCUCCACCGAGACCACCCUCCACUCCAUAGCUGCCACUUCCCAUGCUACCCCCAUGUUGACCACUCCCCCAGCGGUCACCCCUCGUUACUCUGGCCCUAGUUCAGCCCCCCCUGUGACGGGCACAGCUGAUGAGGAUUCCUCCACGGAGACGAUUUCUUUCAGCAUGCCUCCCAGGGAAACCACUACUAGGGAAACCACUACUAGCACCCCUUUCAAAUUUACCACCCCGUUCACCACAACCAGCAGCCCAGUAAUGACCACCCCCAGAGCCCCACUGUCUACAACAACCCGCCAGUACCUCUGCAACAUCACCAGACCUGACAUGUACUUAGUGAGAGUUGGUCUCCCCUUGGGAACCACCACUGGAUAUGCCAAAUCCCUUAUGCGGGAUGUCCUGAAGAGUGAAUUCAACCGCUCUGUUGAGCUGCAGGUUCUGAAAGCCCCGCCAGACUUCACGUUCCGCGUGGUGUCAGGUCCAGCGGUUUACACAGAGAUCGCGGUCAUCAACUCCCUGCAGCAAUCUCCCCGCAGUGCUGCCACCAUCCUGAGUGCUUCGCCUGUCAGCGCUGUGCCUGACCCCAAGUUCCAGGUUCACUCAGUGCUGCAGUUUGUGCCCAACCACAUGGAUGUGCGCACCUGCAUCUUCAGCGAGCGCGUGGAGAGAGGCCUGACCAUGGCCUAUGCAGAAGUGUGCCGGCGCUCCCAGGAGUCCACCAACUUCACUGCGCAUAUUGUCAACAUCACCAUGAACUCACCCAAGGCCCAGCGCCAGCAUAGGGCACCGGUGGACAUCACCUUCGCCAUACGGGACGCUAAUGGUUACUUGAGGGGGUCAGACGUGAGUGGGCACCUGAGGCUUCUGAGCGUGGUGGAGUUCAGCUUCUACCUGGGCUUCCCUGUGCUGCAGAUUGCAGAACCUUUUCACUACCCGGAGCUGAAUGUGACCCAAUUGCUGAAAUCCUCCUGGGUUCGGACAGUGCUGCUAGGCGUGCUGGACCAGCGGGUGAACGAGCGUACAUUCCAGGCCAAGAUGGAGCGGCGGCUGGCCCUGCUGCUGGGGGAGGUGCUGGGGACGGCAAGGCGCUGGAGGAGGGCCACCAUCGUGGGUAACAACAGCGUGCAGAUUGUGAGAACGUCCCGGCUGGAGGGCUCAGACUACCCCCUGGAGAUGGUGUACUUUGUGGAGGGUCCCAGUGGGAAGAGAGUCCCGGCCGUCACCACCUCCAACAUGUUGAACCGCAUUGAUGUCCAGCGGGCUGCCAUCGUCCUGGGAUACCGCGUGCAGGGGACGCUGGCCCAGCCUAUGGAAAAGAUGACCAUGCCCCCCUCUGAGACCCAGAGCAGUAACAUGUGGAUCAUCGUGGGCGUGGUGGUUCCUGUGCUGGUGGUGCUCAUCAUCAUCAUCAUCCUGUACUGGAAGCUGUGCCGCACAGAUAAGCUGGAAUUCCAGCCAGACGCAAUGGCUGCCAUCCAACAGAGGCAGAAGCUCCAGGCUCCCAGUGUGAAAGGCUUUGACUUUGCUAAGCUGCACCUUGGGCAGCAUAGUAAGGACGACAUCAUGGUGAUCCAGGAGCCCACCCCCCUCCCAGUGCCUGUCAAAGAGGUGACCCCAUUGCAGAACGGGGAUGCCCCCACUCCCAAGUCCAAGGCCUCCUCCACCAAGGCAUCCCGACCAGCUCGGCGCAGAGGGAGGAUCUCUCCCUCGGACUCCAUGGCCAGCGAAGCGUCGAGUGGGAAGGAGUCGACCGAGGUCAACCAGAGAGCCCCAGUCCCACCCAGCGAGGCAAAGCAGCCCCGAAAAAAUCCAAAAAAUGGGAAGAAUAAAGUUGGCCCCCCACUGCUUACCAGAAUGGACGAGCAGCUCUCCUCCACCUCCAUCUUCGAGCAUGUGGACCGCAUGUCACGCUCCUCGGACGGCACCCGCCGCGUCGCCAACAAGAUCCAGCUCAUCGCCAUGCAGCCCAUGCCGGCCCCUCCCCAGCACAGCCCCGCCAUCACCGAGAGAGUGGCCGACAGUGCCAAGAUUAAGGAGGAGAUUCAGGUGGCCCUGAGGCACAAGUCCGAGAUCGAGCACCACCGCAACAAGAUUCGCCUUCGGGCCAAGAGGAGAGGCCACUACGACUUCCCUGUCAUGGAUGACCUCAUGGACAGCUUUGCUGACCCCAAAGGCGCCAAACGUGUCUACCAGAAGGCGCAGAUGCAGAUCAACAAGAUCCUGGACCCUGACGCCCACAUGCCCUCUGUCUUCAUGGAGCCUAAGAAGAGUGUCAGGGGAAAGCGGUCCCCCAAUCAGAGGAGGAAGCCCCACAUGAAUGGUGGUCUGACGGAGGCAGAUAGAGACCGGCUCCUCCCCGACAGCGAUGGCACCUACAGGAAGUAUCCCGGAGUCAACAACGUCGCCUAUGUGUCAGACCCUGACCAGCUCCCGGAGAUCCAUAGCCCCUCCCCUAAUGAUGAUGUGUUCACCGGGCUGGGUUCGCCUCCCCCAGGCCCUGCCUCAGCCCCACCCCCCUACAUGCCCCCACAGCCCUCCAUUGAGGAGGCGCGGCAGCAGAUGCACUCACUCCUGGACGACGCCUUCGCCCUGGUGUCGCCCAGCUCACAGGGUAGCACACCCGGCAUCGCCCUUCCAGCCGUCACCUCUGGCCUGUCCACCUCCAGCCCCCCAGCCCGUGCCCCCCGGGGCCCUGCCCCCGGACAGUGGGGCUCUGCCUACUCCUCCGCCCCCUCCCUAAGCCCCUUCUCUGCGAGGUGCGCAGAGCUAGGAAUGUCUCCUCCCUCAGUUCAGGGCUUAAUUCAAAGACAGGGUCUGGGCUCCAGCUAUCUCCCUCCAGCAGACUCAGGACGUGGUGACCAGAUUGCACUGGACACCCUCUACUCCAGCGGGGGGCUCUACAGUGAGGAGCCGCCCUCCUCUGCCAGACCGCGGCCUGUAGGGAGCACCACAGGCUCCCAGCUUCAUCACCUGACACAGGUGGGUCUCUCAAGCCGGAUCAGUGCGUACCCUGGUGUGGUCCGAGGUUCCUCUGGUCAGAGGAGUACCUCGGUGUGGAGUCAGUAUUGCCCUGAGGAGGAGUACAACAGGGCCACUCCCAGCAGAGAUACAGUCUUGGAGUCCCCCGACACCCCCAACUCUUCAGUGUUCCAGAUGACCUGCAAUGCCCUUAGGGAGCCCUCGGUACCCCCUACCCACCUGGACCCCCCCAAGGAGAGCUCCCCGCCCGGCCACUCCUCUGCCUCCCUUAUCAAAGCCAUUCGAGAGGAGCUCAUACGGCUCUCCCAGAAGCAGGCUGUCAUACCCAGCUACCACAGCUGAAACCGCGCCUCCCAAUCUCACCACCACCCCUGUCCCACGGAGCCCCAGCCCCCCACAACACCUCCCUCUAACCCACGCUCAGAUAGCCCCUGGCAGCACUGCCACCCUCUGGCUGUGUGCCACCAUUCCUGUGGUGGGAGUGGACCAAACCCAACUGGUCAAUCAGGAGGGAAGAGUAUGGUCACCUGACUCAUUCUCCAAGCAGCCUGACCACCUGGCUGCUCUGUCCAGGAUGUGCUAAGGCAGUAUGGGAAUCCAGAAUGUGGUUGGACCGGACGGGUUAGUUGUCUGUGGCGGGUGGAGGGAGUGUUCCUCUGAGGUCUUUCACCAGAAAUAUCCUUCGCACUGAGUUGUAGAGUAUGUAAGCACUUCCACUUGGGUUGUCAGUGUAGAGAUUUUUCAGUGUUACUCAGAAAGGUACUUUACCUAAAAAAAGACCAGCAUCAUAAUAGGCAGUUUCAGCACUGGAGUUAUGACCAGCACUGGAGUCAUGAGCUGAAGUGCUUCCCAGAGAUGAGGCAUCUUCUCUCCUUCUGAGUUCUCCUGGUGCUGAACCCCAGCACAGUAAAUGCACAAUGGCUAUAGCUGCAUCUCGACUUAUUUGAGUCCUGCUUGAAUCCGCUGCAGAGAUCAGGCUGGAGGGGACUGGAGGUGACACGAGGUGAGCAGUGUCAUUCGCUCUGGUUCUUCUCUGCCCUCUCUCUACUGUCACUCAGUGUGUCUAACGCAGAGGACACAAGGACAGGGUUAUGAGCUUUGAUCAUGUCCUCCAGUCACAGCACAGCAGGUCAGCAGCAGCAGCCUUUAUUCUGAUUCCAGGAGGUGUCUCAAAGACUUGAGUGUCCUUUAAUGCAAACUACUGCUGUAGUCAGUGUUAAUUAUAUGAUGUAUUAAGCUCUGGUAAAAUGCAAGGAUAGUGCUGGAGAUUGAUGGUGGAAGUUCACAGAAGGUGCUAAGCUAACAGACCAAAUGGUUCAAAUUCUGUAACUCACAGGAGCUGUCUGUGGCUGUUCUGUUUCUGUAGUGAGCCUCUGAACAGGGCUCACCAACCCCAGGCUAACCUCAGAUAAAAGAAACACUGUUGAUGGAGUGAUGGAGGAGUGAGGCAUCAUGAACCACCAAAAUGGCUGGAGCCAGCUGUGACUCGCUGGCCUCAACCAAUCGGAGUGUUUUGCUAUGAUGAACUAAGCCUAGUGAUUGGAACAUACAGAUCAGUGGUUGACAGCAUGUGAUGGCUUCACCUAUCACACAACUAAUUCAAGUCACCAUUUAGAGUCUUAAUAUAAACUAUUGCAAUGCUGUAAGUGUUUAACUGUUUCUUUUUUUUUUUCCCUUAUUAAUGAACAAAGACGACCAGAUUACUAAUACUGCCCUGCUCCAUUUUGCCUCUUCUUUGGGGCUUAAUACUGACUUGGAGCCUGAAGUGUCUUUAGCCUUGGAUAUGUAGCUAAAUGUAGAAGCUGGUCUCAUGUGCUGUUCCUGUGUUCACUGUGUUUAGUAAAGACUCCUUUAUCAUCUCUUCUGAUUUGUGAGAUCUCACACUGUUUACUGGAAGACAAUGCAGUGAAAUUUGUAAGUACCGUUAAGGAGAGAUUUCUGAAGUAAUGCAUUAACAAGAUACAAUCCUAACACUUGACAUGACUGAAAUGAAGACUAGAAGAAUUUCGAU
Messenger RNA from Megalops cyprinoides (Indo-Pacific tarpon), 7571 nucleotides. RefSeq names its product UPF0606 protein KIAA1549-like. The record is from RefSeq and is a predicted model, not a curated record. The transcript has 21 exons. Lineage: Eukaryota; Metazoa; Chordata; Actinopteri; Elopiformes; Megalopidae. The coding region runs from base 620 to 5902 and encodes 1760 amino acids.